CAACAACGCCCGCCGCGCGGCCGCAACAAUGAGAAAAAUUCCCGACCCGGAGAGUACGCCGCCGUGGAAUUACCCACAAAAUCCCCAUCACACAUCUCCUCUUCAGGUCGAAUGGCUUCCUUCACAGCCCUCUUCGACCGUGAUACUCGAAGAAGCUCCGUCCGUGAUGCUCGAAGAAGCUCGGACCUUAGAGGCUAAGGUGAAUCCCUUUAGAUUUCUAGACCUGCCAGCGGAGCUACGCAAUGCCGUCUACCACCACCUCAUCACCAAUGGGGAAGUUCUUCAGUUCGAGCGCAUGCACCAAGCCGGCAGAUUCCAGUACAAUGUUCGGAACAACAAUAAAUGGCGGGUCAGGGUGAGACGAGGCACAGAUGGCCUGAGCAAGCUCGAUAAGUGCACGGCGCUGUUUUAUGUGAGCAAGCUCGUCUCAAAUGAAGCAAAGGCUGUUCUAUACGGCCAGAACACCUUCCGCUUCACUAUCGACGGCAAACCGCACCAACCCAAUUCCCUCCACUCGUCGCAGAUAUUCGGCCCACUUGGCUUCUCCAACACUCUCCCUCUCUUACGCAACCUCCGAAGCAUCGAGAUCCAAGUUGAGCACGACAGCCUGGCUGGUUCCGGCCAUUGGGAAAACAAGCGACAUCGGGGUCGCAUGGAGCAUCUCGUGAACAUUCUAAAAGAGCAUGCAGACGAUGAAGACAAGAGGAGUUUGCUCAAGCAGAUGAAAGUCCGCUUCUCGUAUCCUCCUGAUCCAUACCGGCCUAAUAUGGCUAGAAAUGGUCAUUUCGGUCGAUUAUACCCACAUAACGUCCGACGAUCUAAUCAAAUUCCGCCGGAAGACGUGAUUAAACGCAUGUUUGCUUUCGAGAGUCUGGCGGCCUUGAGAGGUAUUGAAGAAGUCCAGAUCGAUGGCCUUCAGGAUUGGUUUAGGCAGUGUUUGGAAAUGGUGAUGAUGGGAAAUGGGGGCGAGCUGGUGAAGAUUGAGUAUCCGGAUAUCUGGGUGAAGAGGAGGAAGGAGGGGAGUCGGAGGGCUAAGAAGAUAUUAGCGACGACUAGGGCUUGGUGGCAGCCGCUAUUCAAUUGGGAGGAGUUUGCACAGAGAAAUGGGAUAUAUACUCCCAAAGAUGCUGAUAUUAUGCAGCUGGGAAUGUAGGCUUAGGCGAGGAAGACUUAGAGACGGUUGGCGUGUGCUAUGAUUAUGGCUGAGAGCAUGCUACCUUACGAGCGAGAUUCAUGCACAGCUCAUAGCCUAUUCGGCCUGGGAAUAAGUUCGUAGAUUCUUUUUGCUCCGGUUUCCCCGCGUACAUUGGAUAAUCGUUUCUGAUUCAUAAGAUGGUCUUUGGGCUAUCGAGACAUGCACCUAAUUUCAC
Molecule: messenger RNA, 1370 nt
Organism: Lindgomyces ingoldianus
Lineage: Eukaryota; Fungi; Ascomycota; Dothideomycetes; Pleosporales; Lindgomycetaceae
Exons: 2
Coding region: 29-1153 (374 amino acids)
Source: RefSeq, a predicted model, not a curated record